Molecule: messenger RNA, 754 nt
Organism: Chaetomium strumarium
Lineage: Eukaryota; Fungi; Ascomycota; Sordariomycetes; Sordariales; Chaetomiaceae
Exons: 3
Coding region: 121-507 (128 amino acids)
Source: RefSeq, a predicted model, not a curated record
ACAUCGCAUGACCUCAAGUUCUCCUCACGGAACUACAAUUGAAAUUUUCCUAUGCUAUUGACCAGGUAGAAACCAGAUCUCAUACUGGAAACUGCAAGCCUGCAAUACGAAAUAUCCACCAUGUCCGCACCGUCCGCGCCAUCGGGGAACCCGCAGAACCCCCUCUCGCAGGACCAGACCGGCCAACAGCAGGCUCAUCAGCAACAACAACAACAGCAGCAGCAGCAGCAGAAUGUGGGUCUCUGGACCGGUCACGCGGAGUGGAUCAAGGGCGCAGCUGAGAGCACCAUCGGCAGCAUCAUAGGCGCCGAGUCGUGGAAGACCGCGGGCGAGCAGGAGAAGGCCCGCGCGCGUGAGUGCAUGCAGGCGGCGGCCCAGCAGCGCGACCCGACCAAGGCCGGGUACGGCCGGGCCGAGGAGAUUGCCGGCAAGCUGACGGGCUGCGAGGGCAUGAAGCACGAGGGUGCGGCGAGCAAGACCGCCGGUGCGAAUAAGAGGCGGGAUUGAUAUCUGUCUUUAUCUACGGUACUUGUUAAUGUUAAGGCUCCAAGGUUGAGUGAGGUGUGUAUGCGUGAAGGAUCAUGCGAAAAGGAGUAGCUGAGAUUGAUAAUCAACUAUAAGGGUUCCUAGGAGGGAAGGACGGUGUAUAUCUACAACUUGAGUGGAAUAUGCACUUCCGCUUCCCUUACUGCGUACUUCAUGGUUAACUCUCAACCCCCCUCGUGGUUGGAGGAGGGAAACAUUAUAGUGACCC